AUGAACCUCGUAUUCGGGUCGUUCUGCCCGUUACAUGAAGGAAACGACCGUUGUCCGUGCAGGACGCUGACCACCAAUGCUAGCAUCUGGACAGCGGCAGAGCUGGGAGACGUGGCGCGUGUGAGGGUGUCAGUGGGGGUGAAGGGACGACGGCCUGACUCCCUCGACCCGCACGGCUACUGUCCUCUUCACCUCGCCGCCCAGAACGGAAGGCUAUCGGUGGUGCUGUACCUCCUCGAGGCCGGCGCUAGCCCCGACGGCGUCCCUGCCGACGCCGGAGGUUGUGGAGCCACGCCACUCCACAGGGCCGCUUUUGCCGGGCAGCUGCCUUGCGUCCGGGCCCUCCUCUCCGCCGGCGCCAGCACGAACGCCGCCGACACCUCCUUCGCCGACAUGAGAACGCCUCUCCACAAGGCCGCGAGCCAGGGCCACAAGGAGGUGUGCGUCGCGCUCAUGGAAGCCGGAGCAGAUCCGAACGCCUGCGACGCCGCCGGAAACUCCGCGCUAGAUGUGCUCUGCCUUUCGGUUCCGAUUCUCCCGGAGGCCAUGCCUGCGCGGAGUCCACAUAGCGAGGGCAGCAGCGGCGCAGCAGGUGGCGGCGGCAGCGAAGCAUGCAGCAUCGUGGUGCUGUCGAGCGGGGCAGGGAACAACUGGGGCGGGGUGAGGGAGGCGCUGGAGCGACACGGGGGUCUUCGUCGCAUGCGCGCCCGGGUCGAAGGGUUAGGGAACGCCGGAAGCGGUGGCGGUGGUGACCACCAAGGCGAAGCCGGCAGUGGGUGCAUAGAUCCCGGCGCUAGGAGUAGCGAGUGUGAGAAAGAGAGCGCUUCUGUUCUUUCGGCUGAGCCCGUCGUCCAGACAGCGGGAGCCGAGUUGGGUGUACGGGAGCCCGAGGUAGCGGCGCUGCCAGGACAAGAGACAAGCUGCUCGAAAAAACGAAGCGGUGUCGACGCCGCCGAACUCGCCUCGACGCCAUCGCAAGGACAGCUUGGGGCAGUUUCUGUGGCCGGAACCGAACGCGUUGUUCUGGAGAGAGCUGUCGGAAAGAGUCCCCGGUCUGGCGGCGGCGGCGGCGGCGGCGUUCCCUGCGGCGAGUGCCUCCUUCCCAAGGUGGUGAUGGUUCGCACGACUUGUUGUGGGGGCUUGAUUUGCAAACCUUGCGCAAGGGAUGUCUGCGCUCGUCGGCAAAGUUGCAGACGGUGUCGUUACCGUGGGGACUGA
This is a messenger RNA of Ectocarpus siliculosus, 1218 nucleotides long. The record is from the annotation of a GenBank genome assembly. Lineage: Eukaryota; Phaeophyceae; Ectocarpales; Ectocarpaceae.